Messenger RNA from Panicum virgatum (switchgrass), 938 nucleotides. Its product is annotated as protein MAIN-LIKE 2-like. The transcript has 4 exons. NCBI's taxonomy places the organism in Eukaryota, Viridiplantae, Streptophyta, Magnoliopsida, Poales, Poaceae. The record is from RefSeq and is a predicted model, not a curated record. The coding region runs from base 36 to 938 and encodes 300 amino acids. Gene Ontology annotation, biological process: meristem maintenance; meristem development.
GUCUUCUCCCGAUUGCGCGACUUGUGGAGGGAGAUAUGGUUGACCCUGCACGUCGACCUAGGGACAGGGCUCCACGGUUCCAGUUCGACAUGUCCCUCCUCGCGGCACUUCUCGACCGUUGGCGUCCGGAGACGCACACGUUUCACCUCCCGGUUGGUGAGAUGACCCCUACUCUUCAGGACGUGGCGAUGCUUCUAGGCUUGCCAUGUGCUGGACGAGCUGUGGGUGCAGAGGACGUGGGACUCUCGUGGCGCGACGACCUUUUGGCUCGGUUCGCCGGGGUUCAGCGCAACGAGCUAGCGUUGCCGUACCGGCCCUUGCCAGCGAACCAUGCACACGGACCGACAAAGAGGUGGCUUCUACAGUUCAGUGCGGACUACAUGAGGGCAGACGCAGACGACUUUACGGUUGCCAGGCACUUCGAGGCCUACUUACUUUGGCUGUUCGGCUGGGUCAUGUUCUGCAGCUCGCAGGGUGACUCGUGCCCCAAACAGCUCAUUCCUUUGGCGAGGUCGAUAGCUGACGCUCCACUUCACGAGAUACCACAGUUCAGCUGGGGUUCUGCUGUUUUGGCUGCGAGUUACAGGGGUCUUUGCACGGGCGUGACGAAGGUCUCAGCAGAGGAGCCCAUUUUUGUUGGGUGUCCUCUACUGUUACAACUCUGGUCUUACGAGCGCUUUCCCGUCGGUAGGCCAGAGAUGGACUUCGAGCCGUACGUCCAGCUGUCCGCAGACCACGACGACGUCGACAGACCUACGAUGGGUUCGUUGUGGUGCCUCAGGAGUCCUUCUUGGGUCGGCGUGCAGACGAGGAAGUCGUACCACGACUUCGUUGGUCAGUUUGACGCUCUUGUGGACACGGACGUGAGGUGGACACGGCAGGGUCAGCCACCAGGCUCGCGGUGGGCCGACAAGGUCCGUCCUUACGUCGACUCUUAG